Naegleria fowleri is the source of this 1335-nucleotide messenger RNA. RefSeq lists its product as uncharacterized. Lineage: Eukaryota; Heterolobosea; Eutetramitea; Acrasida; Naegleriidae. Gene Ontology annotation, biological process: spindle assembly. The record is from RefSeq and is a predicted model, not a curated record. Gene Ontology annotation, cellular component: HAUS complex. Gene Ontology annotation, molecular function: microtubule minus-end binding. The coding region runs from base 1 to 1335 and encodes 444 amino acids. The transcript has 2 exons.
AUGUACACAGAAGAGAAUCCGGCCAUUCAACCACCUAACGACAUGGAAGAUGAAUCAACAUGGACAACAAAUUAUUUGAAAUCACCCACCAAAGAGAGUCUUGUUCACAACAUGUCUGGAAUUGAUAUAGAAACAUCGGAGCAACAAGCCAAUGAUUGCGAUGAUGACACGCAUCAUUUGUACAUGAAGGAUGAUGAUGAGAAUGACGAUAUUCAAAAUUUUCAAUCACAUCAUGCAAACAUUAUUUCGGAGGAAGAAAUUUCAGCAGCAAAUAAUAAUAUUUUAGGGCUAUUUCACAUACCACAAGAGGUGAUGAAUGAAAACCCUCAAUUUUGUAAAUUAUUAUCUAUAAUCUCGGAGCAUAUUUCUCCAGAAACUGGUAUCCGAACAGAAGAGGAGAAGGAAUUAAAACGAUUAGAAUCCUUGUUGGAAAGAGAAAAACAAAAAUAUUUUCAGAAUUUAAUUAUUCUGGACACAGUGAAGGAUAUGAUCGAAGAUGAAAUUGAGUAUAGAUAUGACCAUCCAAAGCUUUACAAUUGUCUGUGCCAACUUGAUGCUAAAUUAUUACAGUCCGAAGUGGAGCAAUCUUUGAAUAUUUCAGAUACACCCCAUCAUCUUGAAGAACCAGUCAAUAUUUAUGGAAUUGAUCCUCAAUCCUCCAACAGCAACAAAUCAGACCAUUCAAAUUUCGCAAAUGAUAUUCAGCAACUAGUCAUUCCAGAGCUUGAAAGACGAUUGGAAAUGAUGUAUGAGGAUCUUGUACAGUUUUACCAACCUUUUCCAAAUCAACACACAAGUAUUUUUGUGUCAGACACAACGAACAGCCAAACAAAUCAAGAGAAGACUCUCACACAUCUUGUGAAAUGUCAUCUAAACGAAAUUGCACAGGAAAAGGAAAACAUACUAGCCGACAAGCAAAAAUUACACCAGUACAUUUUUGCGUAUUUCAGCAAAAUGAACCAAUACCUUCAUAUUCUGUGCACAUUGCUCGACAACUACAAAUUUGGCAGCUUCAGACAGUACGACGAGUCAACAAUCUCAUGGCUUGUAGAGAGAACCGAGGCCAUGAAGUUGAAAUUAACGUCUAUCAAGUAUGAAUAUCUAGUGUCCACCUACAAUAAGCAAACAGUACCCAUUCUACAUCAAAUGUAUAAGGCUCUUGAUUCUACGUUUGAGCAACUCCAAACCCAAAGUAAUCAUAUGGAUGCAGAAAUUAAAAAGUAUUCUUCUCUUGGUGACGAGUUUGAAAAGCUUGUAGAGGAGUUUGGAAUGAUCCUAAAGAAAAUUCAUGAGAAGAAGUGGGAGAUUGAGCAGCUACAAAACCCAAAUGACUAA